Colletotrichum scovillei is the source of this 2111-nucleotide messenger RNA. RefSeq names its product PCI domain-containing protein. Gene Ontology annotation, biological process: cytoplasmic translational initiation. Gene Ontology annotation, molecular function: translation initiation factor activity. The transcript has 2 exons. NCBI's taxonomy places the organism in Eukaryota, Fungi, Ascomycota, Sordariomycetes, Glomerellales, Glomerellaceae. The coding region runs from base 278 to 1672 and encodes 464 amino acids. Gene Ontology annotation, cellular component: cytoplasm; eukaryotic translation initiation factor 3 complex. The record is from RefSeq and is a predicted model, not a curated record.
GACGCAGAACGAGUCGGCCUUCGCAAAUCGAAGCAGUUGGACUCACCGCACGACAGACCGACCCCCUGUCUCCGUUUUCUCAAACGACACGCCCCCUCUCUCUGUCUUUCUCACACUUUCGGCCGUCUGGUUUUUCCCGGGUUUAGAACCUCCUCUUUUUGGUUUUUCUCUCCAACCCCCCGAUCAACCGCAUAAACCACCGACCUCGAAACCCACCCACCCCCUCUCUUCGUCGUCGACCCUCCCAAAAAUCCCGAACACCACAUCGGAAACAAUCAUGGCGGCGGGAGCGAAGCAACAACAGGCGCAGCCGCAGCUGCUGUUCGUCGAUGGUUCCUUCCAGGAGCUGGCCCGCGAGAUGGCCGAGUACCUCCACAUCGCCGACGAGAUCAAGCCCCUUGUCGAGAACGAGGCCAAGAAGGAGGAGGUCCUGAGCAAGCUGGUGGCCAAGUCGGCGGCGCUGUCUUCGGUGCCCGAGAAGGAGUUCACGGCCGCCUCGAACCUGAUGGUCCACCUCGUCCUGCAGUCCGAGGAGCCCAAGAAGCACCUGCCCGCCCUGUGCAGCGCCUUCAGCAAGCCCAUCGCCUCGAGCCCCGUCAACGGCGUCGGCCUGAGCCUCAACGCCCUCAGCACCGUCUUCAACCUCAUCGCGCCCGAGAACCCGAUCCGCUUCAACGUCUUCAUGGCCAUCCUGCGCUUCCUCAAGUCGCACGCCAUGUACGAUGCCGUUCAGCCCUACCUGAAGCACCUCCCCAGCUGGUUCGAGGAGUGGGCCACCGGCGAGGAGUUCCAGAGACAGAUGUACGAGGAGAUUGCCGAGGUUGCCAAGGAGGCUGGCAAGGAAGAGGAGAGCUACGAGUACAUUCUCAAGGCCCUGCGCACCUUUGACGCCGACGACAAGGAGGAGAUUGGCUCCGAGGACGCCCAGAGACUAUCCCUCCGCGCGGUCCGCGACGCCCUCCUGUCUAACACACACUACCUCUUCACGGACAUCCGCAGCAUACCCUCGGUCCAGAACCUCUCCGAAACCCACCCCAUCUACUCCCAGCUCCUCGACGUCUUCGCCGAGCAGGACCUCGAGGACUACAACGACUUCAACGACGAGCACUCUGGCUUCGUCGAGAAGGAGGACCUCGACCACGACAAGCUCCACCGCAAGAUCCGCCUCCUCACCUUCGCCUCCCUCGCCGCCCAGACGACCUCGCGCCGCAUCGAGUACGCCGCCGUCGCAAAGGCCCUCCAGGUCCCCGCCGAGGAGGUCGAGAUGUGGGCCAUUGACGUGAUCCGCGCCGGCCUCGUCGAGGGCAAGCUCUCCCAGCAGGACCAGGUCUUCCUCGUCCACAAGGUCACCUACCGCGUCUUCGGCACGCGGCAAUGGCAGGAGCUCGCCACCCGCCUCGACUCGUGGAAGGGCACGUUCACGAACCUGCACGACGUCAUCCGCAAGGAGCAGGCCAACGCCAAGGCGCAGAAGGAGCGCGAGGCGCAGGAGGCGGAGCGCAAGCAGCAGGGCGGCGGCGAGGGCGGUCGCGAGGGCGGCCGUCAGCAGAGGGGCCAGGGACGUCGCGACAACAACCAGCAGCGCGAGCCCAGAGAGCCCAGGGAACCCCGUGAGCCUAGGGAGCCCAGAGAGCCGCGCGAGCCCAAGGAGCGGACGGAGGAUGAUGAUUAAGGGAGAGGCAUGAAUCUUGGUCUGUUGAUGAGGAAACUUGCCUUUUGCUUAGUUUGGCCUUUUCGCCCCCUCCUAUGUACGGCUUUGAAGGAUCCCCCCUUCCCUUCAUGCACGACUUGCGGGUUAUCAAAAUAAGAUGAGGAAGCAAGAACCGUAUUUUUGCGGCAAAAGAGGACACGAAAAAGCAUGAGGGGAAUCUAGGAAGAGAGGAAGAAGCUCCGUUCGUGUUUUUAUGUAAUUACGGCGGGGAGAGGAAAAAGAACAAAGGGGGGACGGGGACUUUCACGGGCCGCGCGAGGAACUUCUAUACCUUUAGAGCUUUUGAGGGUCUUCGCGUGGGAAAUAUGGCGGGCUUGCUGCAUUGCGGGAAGAAAGAAAAAGCAAAUGGCCUUUUUUCUUUUAUUUACUUGUUUAGGGAGUCCCCCGAAUGAAUCCGGCG